Messenger RNA from Eimeria necatrix, 1452 nucleotides. RefSeq lists its product as hypothetical. The record is from RefSeq and is a predicted model, not a curated record. The transcript has 4 exons. Lineage: Eukaryota; Apicomplexa; Conoidasida; Eucoccidiorida; Eimeriidae. The coding region runs from base 1 to 1452 and encodes 483 amino acids.
AUGGGAGCCCCACAAAAGGAAGAGGACAGUCCGACUCCGCAGACACAGCAAGGUGCAGCAGCAGCAGCAGCAGCAGCAGGCGCGGAGCCUGUGCUGCAGGAUGAAAGUCUCAAAUAUAGAAGCAACAGACGUGCUGCUGCUGCUGCUGACUGUGCACGGACAAAUAUAAAGCAGCAGCAGCAGCAGCAGCAGCAACAGCAGCAGCAGCAGCUGCUGCUGCUGUUGCUGAUGCUGGCGUCUCUGCGAUACAGUGCUUCCACAGAUGAAGACAGCACGCAGCCAUCCAGGGAGCAGCUGACUAGCCGCAGCGCGUCCGAGCUGCAGCACAUGCGCUCUCGGUGCUGCGUGCAUGCAGCAGCAGCAGCAGCAGCAGCAGCAGCGGCAGCAGCAGCAGCGGCAGCAGCAGCAGCGGCAGCAGCGGCAGCAGCAAACGGCCCGAACGCCAACAGCAGCGCCAGCGGGGCAACAGCGCCGCGCCAGAAGCCGCAGCAGCAACAGAGCCACAGCCACAGCCUCGUCACCAGCAGCAGCAGCAGCAACAGAGCCACAGCCACAGCCUCGUCACCAGCAGCAGCAGCAGCAACAGCAGCAGCAGCAGCAGCAGCAGCAGCAGCAGCAGCAACGGACCGUAGACCCGAAAUGAGCUGCUUGUGGCAGUGCUGCUUGUGGGGUAAUUCCGGCAGCGGCGCUGUGGGGAAACGGACGUCCCAAGUGUGCACGCGUUUGUCUCCAGCUGUACAGACACCCCAAGCAGCAGCAGCAGCAGCAGCAGCAGCAGCAGCAGCAGCAGCAGUGAUGAUCAGACGCGCAAUUGACUGUGCACCUAUGUUGUGCCUUGGCCUUGACUGUAGAAGCAGCAGCAGCAGCAGCAGCAGCAGCAGCAGCGAAAGUAGCAGCAGCACCAAUAAAUCCCGUAGCAGCAGACCUACUAUAGCAACAGCAGCAGCAGCGCCAAAAACAGCAAGUGCUCCAAUGCAGCAGCAGCAGCAGCAGCAAUCGAAGCAGCAGCAGCAGCAACAGCAACUGUGCGAAUUACUGCGUAUUGUGUGGGGCAGCAGCGGUGCUGCUGCUGCAUGCAGCGCAGCUACCCAGUCUUCGUGCUGCAGCGCCAGCGCGGGCCUCCGCGGGGCCCUGCAGUCGAAGCCUAGGGCCAUCAGGUCCUGCAGCAGCAGCAGCAGCAGCAGCAGCAACAGCAGCAGCAGCAGCAGCCGCAUCAGCAGCAGCAGCAGCCGUGUCAGCAGCAGCAGCAGCCGUGUCAGCAGCAGCAGAGCCGCAAGCAGCUCCUUAACGUGCAGUGGUGUCAGCAGCACCAACUGCAUCACGGUCAGCAGCAGCAGCAGCAGCAGCAGCAUAUCAGCAGCAGCAGCAGCAGCAUAUCAGCAGCAGCAGCAGCAGCAGGAACAGCAAAGAACUGCCAGUAGUGGCAGUGGCAGCAGCAACGAAGACGCAUAG